This is a messenger RNA of Bipolaris victoriae FI3, 402 nucleotides long. RefSeq lists its product as hypothetical. Lineage: Eukaryota; Fungi; Ascomycota; Dothideomycetes; Pleosporales; Pleosporaceae. The record is from RefSeq and is a predicted model, not a curated record. Bases 1 to 402 code for a protein of 133 amino acids. The transcript has 3 exons.
AUGCCGCUUUCAACAGGGAGCGAGACUCCUUAUGAGAACAAGCUCCGACCCGGCGAGAAACAAGCUUACAAUCGUAUCAUAAACCUCAAAGUGGCCGAGAUUCAAAAAAACGACCUCUUCAUAUGGAAGGAACUUGACAAGGAUAUGCAGGAAAGAGUGCAGAAUGAAGUCAUUCGUGAGCUUGAGGAAGAGAAGCUGCCCGAAGCUAAGCCGGGUGACGUCAAGGCGAGCAUGGCAAAAAGGUUGAGUAGACGGAAAUACGACGGCACGAAAGCGCGGUCAAGCGCCGCCACCGUAGCGCCGAGCCCAUCUUUACCUUAUGACCCAGUCUGGGACGCCGUUGCACAGCAGCAGAUCUUGCUUUCAAAUGCCCAGAAACGUGGGCCGAACCUUGAGGGCUAA